Messenger RNA from Eurypyga helias (sunbittern), 358 nucleotides. RefSeq names its product R3H domain containing 4 (gene R3HDM4). NCBI's taxonomy places the organism in Eukaryota, Metazoa, Chordata, Aves, Eurypygiformes, Eurypygidae. The record is from RefSeq and is a predicted model, not a curated record. The annotation marks the transcript as partial. The transcript has 3 exons.
UCCAAGAGGUUCUCCCCCUCCAAGCGAAAACAGUAUUAUAUCAACAAGGCCAUCCGCAACUCGGACCUCAUCCCCAGGGCCAAGGGGCGCAAGAGCCUGCAGAGGCUGGAGAACACUCGCUACCUGAUGACGCUGCUGGAGCGAGAUGAAUGCGGGAGCGACGAGGGAGAGCUCGCCCACUCCUCCACUCCCAGCAUCUUCACCGAGGCCUGUAACAACGAGACCUACGGGGAGAUCUGGAACGACUUCAUGAACCGGUCGGGAGAGGAGCAGGAGCGGGUCCUGCUCUACCUGGAGGAGGAGGCCAGGAAGAAGCACAAGAGGAAGCUGCCCGUCAAGAACGAAGAGAAGUGGAAAG